Messenger RNA from Andrographis paniculata, 6244 nucleotides. Its product is annotated as pentatricopeptide repeat-containing protein At1g19720. The record is from RefSeq and is a predicted model, not a curated record. Gene Ontology annotation, molecular function: RNA binding; protein binding; zinc ion binding. The coding region runs from base 1 to 2628 and encodes 875 amino acids. The transcript is spliced from 2 exons. Gene Ontology annotation, biological process: RNA modification. Lineage: Eukaryota; Viridiplantae; Streptophyta; Magnoliopsida; Lamiales; Acanthaceae.
AUGGAGAGCUUGAUGCUGCCCAGCACAACCUUGACUACCCCAACAAAAUCCCGAGACAAACUCGAAAAAUCAAAAAUCAUUUCCAGAAACGGGCCGCCGAAGCUCACAGGGGACGACUAUUUGAAGCGCCUCUGUAAACUAGGUCGACUCACCGAAGCAAUUUCGUAUUUAGAAACUUGUUCUUCCAGGGUAAGGCACAGCACUCUCUCCCACCUGAUUGAAUCCUGCAUUCAUGCCAAUUCGCUCGAAUUGUGCUCUAAGCUCCAUGCCCGCGUCAGGAAUUUGGUCAAAUCCCCAGGCCUGUAUCUCGAAACCAAAUUGCUGAGCAUGUAUGCAAAAUGCGGCUCCUUGGUUGAUGCCUUUGCGAUGUUCGACGAAAUGCCUGAGAAGGAUUUAUUGGCUUGGUCCGCUAUGAUCGGGGCCUGUUCGAGGGAGAAGAAAUGGAAUCAUGUGGUCGAGCUAUUCUAUAGGAUGAUGGCGGAUAGUGUUGUUCCGGAUGAUUUCUUGCUCCCCAAAAUCUUACAGGCUUGUGGGAAUUCUGGUGAUGUGGAGACAGGGAGCCUCAUACAUGGGAUAGCUAUUAAAUCCGGGAUGUUGAGGGGGAUUCGAGUAAGUAAUGCGAUACUUGCAGUUUAUGCUAAAUGCCAGUGGUUAAACUCUGCCGAGAAGUUUUUCAAAGGGAUGCAGGUGAUCGACAGAGUUUCUUGGAAUUCAAUGAUUUCGGGAUACUGUCACAAAGGAAAGAUAGAGGAUGCAAGGAGGUUGUUCGAUUCGAUGCGCCAAGAAGGUCUUGAACCUGAUGUGAUCACCUGGAAUGUAUUGAUUUCGGGGUGUAAUCAGUUCGGAAAAUGUGAUAUUGCAAUGAGCCUUUUGAAUGAGAUGAAGAGCUCCACAGUCAAGCCUGAUGUGUAUACAUGGUCGAGCAUGAUUGCGGGUUUUGCUCAAAAUAACAGAAGGUUAGAAGCUCUGAAAUUGUUUGAGGAGAUGCUUUCGACUGGGGUUGAACCGAACGAGGUCGCCCUGAUGAGUGCCGUCUCUGUAUGUUCAUCUCUGAAAGACAUUGGUAAAGGGAAGGAAGUUCAUUCAGUAGCGAUGAAAUUGGGUUAUGGUGAGGAUACACUUGCAGCAAAUUCGCUCGUUGAUAUGUAUUCCAAGUGUGAGAGCCUUGAAUCUGCCCGACAGGUCUUCGAUUCAAUCCCAUCGAAAGAUGUUUACACUUGGAAUUCAAUGAUCAGUGGUUAUUACCAAGCUGGCUAUUGCAGCGUUGCGCAUGAACUUUUCAAACGGAUGCAAGAAGCCGAAAUCUUGCCAAAUGUCAUCACAUUGAAUGUGAUGAUCACAGGGUACAUGCAAAAUGAGGAGGAGGAUCAGGCCAUGGAUCUUUUCCGUAACAUGGAGAAGAAAUGGGAUGUUAAACCCGACACUGCUUCGUGGAAUGCUCUUAUCGCUGGCUAUGUAUAUCACGGCGAAAAAACUAAAGCAUUUGGGAUCUUUCGGCAGAUGCAAUCCGCUGGGGUCAAGGCUAAUUCAGUCACUAUUUUGAGCAUCUUACCUGCUUGUGCAAAUUUAAUUGCAACGAAAAAGGUACGAGAAAUCCAUUGCUAUGUGUUGCGAAGAAAUUUAGAGUCUGAGCUUUCGACUUCAAAUGCUCUAAUAGAUGCUUACGCCAAGUCCGGGAACCUACCGUUCUCGGCAACCAUAUUUGGUGGAAUGUCACACACAGAUAUCAUCACUUGGAACACAAUGUUAAGUGCUUAUGUUUUGCACGGGCGUUCGCUGGAGGCGAUUGAUAUUUUCGAUCGUAUGGGGAAGCUCGGGUUUAGAUCAAUUAGAAGUACAUUUGCCAGUAUGAUUUCGGCUUAUGGGGCAGCUAAAAUGGUUGACGAAGGGAUAGAUUUUUUCAACAAUAUGACUAGCAUGUCGCAGAUUGUACCAUGCUUGGAUCAUUAUGUUGCUAUGGUGAAUUUGUAUGGCUAUUCGGGUAAGGUCGACGAAGCAUUUGAGUUCAUCCGAGGUAUGAGUGUUCAACCAAAUGUCUCGAUCUGGUCUGCCUUCCUAACCGCCUGUUGUAGGCAUAAACAUGUAACGUUGGCGAUCCAUGCUGCGGAGAAUCUGCUUCAACUUGAACCGGACAGCAUUCCCAUCCAAAGGCUGCUGUCAAAGCUUUACGACUCGUGUGGGAUCCCGGUGAAGAAAAAACGGGGAAUAACACGAGCAAUCGUGAAGAAACGUAUUGGGAAGAGCUGGAUUGAACACAAGAACGUAGUCUAUACUUUCAUAUCCGGCGACAUUCAACAAAUGGGCGUUGAAUCCGUGUCUUCUUGGAUUAAAAGCAUGGAGGCAAAAGAUAAGGGAUUGAAAAUCAAAGAGACGAUUAGCAUCGAAGAGGAGGAGGCCAAGGCGACGGGAGGGGUUCAUAGUGAGAAACUUGCACUUGGUUUUGUUCUUAAUCAGUCUUCCCGACCAGUUGGGAGUAUCAGAAUUGUCAAGAAUCUGAGAAUGUGUGAUCACUGCCAUAGGUUUGCAAAAUUGGUGUCUAAGAACAGUGGCUGUGAAGUAUACAUUAGUGAUUCUGCACGAUUGCAUCAUUUUAAAGAUGGGAUCUGUUCUUGUGGGGAUUUCUGGUAGAUACACUCCAAAGUGGAAACUAUGUGGAUAAAGUCGAUGGAAAUUUCAGUCUCAAGAACCGUUGACGACAGCAACAAGGCAAAUUUGAUAGAUAGAUAGAUGGAGAUAGUUAGAUACACUAAACUAGAGAUGAGAGAGGCAGCUUAUUUGAAGAUCUAGUACGAGAAUGCAUUUGUCAUUCAUGCGGAGGCUGAUCCGCCAUUGAUGCCUUGCACCCCAACAGAGUUCAACAGCUGCAUUCCCUCUUCGCCCAUCUGCUUCACUUCCGACGGCGACAGAAUUCUGAUGCAUUUGACGCAGCCCACGAAUUCCCUGCAAUAACACGAGUCGCAUCAGGUUCGAUACUGUCACUUAAACAAGUGUUCUGAUGUAAACAGGAAAUGCGAACUUACGCCCAGGGAUCAUCGCCUACAAGAAGGACGUCGCUCUCAAAAUCCACAUAGACCAGUUUCCAUCCCGAGCUUAAGUCGUUCAGCAGUCCCUCGAGACCAAACAUUCGCUCGAUUUCAGCUCGUAGCUCAUCAUAGUUCUUGAAAUUCGACACGUCGAUAGACCUUCCAACAGAACCAGCCUUCUGAAUCUGUAACAAAACGUUUCAAUGAUUCAUUCUUUCAGGUAGUGAGGAUGGAAAGUUUCAAAGUCGAGCCCGGAAGAAAACAAUACCUUUGUAUAAGUUCGGAAUCUCGGAGUGACUUGCUUCCAUGAGCCAUGCUGCAGAAUGUUGUUAUCCUCAAAAUCGACAUUGCUUGAAGACGCCCCACCUGAGUUGUCGGCAAAUUCUUGCCGAGAGAAUGUCUGAGAAUCUGCCAGGCUCGCCGACGUUAUCUGGGAUUGGACAUCUUGGUUCACACAGAAGUUUCCGACAAGAUAUUCAGACGGGCUCCGGAAGUCUGCAUUCUUGAGUGCACAGAAAUCGUCUAAAACCACACUAGAAACCGACGGAUCAAUCACUGUGCUACCACUGUUACUACCGUCGAGGUUGAAACAGCUAUACAAGUCAUUAUGGUUGCCACACGAACUAUACUGAAAGCUCGACAUGUCUUGAACAGGGAACAGCGUAGGCAGAUUGGGCUCAGGAACACACUUUGUACUGUUAUAAUUCGGAUCCCACAAAUCUUGGCCGAUAGAAGGCAGCACGGAGUAAGCAGCAGCAUUUGAAGUCGAAGAAGGCUGAUCAGAUUUCUUAAAAACGGGCAAAGAUCCCGAGUUCCUAAGAGAGCCACAAGGAGACAAACACAUCGGAGGAUACGAGGUAAAUUCGACCUGUCCCGGAAACUGAACCAAGUUAUUUGUGCCAGCAGAAGAACUCUGAGUUUGAACAACAUGGGAGUCGAGCGGCGCUUGCGCAGCCCACAUUGAUGUCUGCAAAGGUAAAGCACCACCAGGUUCCUCCAUAGCUGAAAACUCACCUACAAGAUUUUGCUGAUCCAUUGAUUUCACAGGAAGUUUAUCCUCGUCGCGCUGUCCGUGGGACUGAAACUGGCUUCCUCCCUGAUCCGUCACGUGUGUAUUGUUGUCCGGAAGCACUGGUUUUCCUGGAUCUGAUGCAUUCGUGUUCGAUAUGUGACUGGUUUCGCCUUGUGGGAAUACAUCUUGUCCAAUGGCCUCGGCUUUAUGCUCAACUGCUGACUGCAUUAGAGCCUCGGACUCUAUUGGAGCACCUUCUUUAACUUCUUGCAUGAAAGGCGCAGUGUUUGCAGGCGAGAGAAUUCUCGGAGGUUUUGCAAGGAGCUUCAGCAGUUGAUCCGACCACAAACUUGAUGCCGGGGCACAUGGAAGAUCGCCAUAUGAAUUGUCCGGUGCACGAAGGAAUGGCCUAUUCAUCAUAGUCUCCCAUUCAGUUUGUUGUCCUGUGAUGAGAAAGAAAACUACUGCAGCUUAGAUGAAGUGAUCGAAGAACACGACACUAAAGCCUUGCACGAUUCGGGAAAAUUACCGAGGAAAGCAGAGUUGAAAGGACGUUUGAAAUUGGCAGCUAGAGACGGAAAUAUGAAGAGGCUUUCGGGUGUUUCGAUCUCCCAAGGACUCACUCGGUUUUGCUUGUCGCCACAGCCGGGCUCAUCCCACUCCACCUGUGACCCCAAGAUAAUCCUCAUCGAAAGAAAAUUCGAUUGCAUUCGGAGAUACAUCUAUAACUGAGAUCAAUCAAAGAUACCUGAAGACUACGCCACUUUGAAUUCGGCCAUCUCAAUGGAUCAAGGUCGCUAAUACCGGUAAUUGUCCCCAUAUAUCUGAAGAUCGAAAGAGAUACUUAAAGGAAUGCAAAGCCAGAGGAUACAGAGAAUACGAAGAACUCAAACCUACCUUCGUUUGCUCGAUUCUUCGGUUUCAAACAUCAUUCCAAACCUCAUCCCAAUUGAGAGCUGAGUACCAUAAAUUGCUUUCCGAUACUUAGCAAAUGGCACGAUGAAUUCCGAGGGGCAUGCUCUGCGAAAACAUACGAAACCAUUGAGCUUCACUCUGCGAGGAAUGAAAGAUCAUAAGGUUAAGUAAAUCGCAAGAACCUCGGAUUGUAGAAGAUCGUAAAGGGACUUCUGCUAGAAGCAGCAUGUGCAGCCGCAGCAAGGAUUCCGAUGUGCAUGCUGUCGGCAGAGAGUACGGAAGACGGCAGAGUUGUUUGCUGGCGGUUAACUCGCCGCACUCCGAGCAGAAGCUGAGACUUUUCAUCUCUGCAGUUCGACAAAUGGAUACCGAAUAAAUGUUGCCGAAACAAAUGUAUACAGACAGACACUCGCACAGGUACCUGAUAAAGAGAACUGCAUCGCCAGCUCGAAGACGUUUAGCGCUGACGAACAUACUCCAACCCGUCGUAAGAAGAUGCCGCUUAGGCUGCCCUAAAAAUGAUCGAAAGUGUCGAGAAAGUCAUAAAAAGGUCUCAACUUUACAGCACAAUCUAAUAAGAACACGUCGCGGCAAAGUUACCCCGGUAAAUAUGACGGAAAGUCCAUGUAUUGUCAUGCAAAUCGCGGACGACGAGCUCCUGAUUUGGAGGCUGCAUCGAGUAAUCCUUGACACGAAAAUUAAGUCGACAGGUUAAUUCAUCAAUUCAUAUGUAAAUGUCUGACAUAUUGAAUUAUCGCUAAGGUCGAAAUCGUCGUACUAAUUGUGGGAAUAGUUUCUCCGCCGCUCUUCGAGGAACCGAGAAGCCACCGUGAGUACUUGUAUCGCUGGCUGUCAAGGUUUUGCAGAAGAACUCCGCCGGAUGUUUGUUGGGCUUAAAUCCGAAGUCGGGCAUCGGGAUGACAUCCUUCUCCUGAACAAAGAUCGACAAAACAAGGCUGCAGGCUCAUCUGGGCGUAAAUUUCAUCGGUGUCCUUGUCGGCCUAUUCGAUUAGGACAACGACGAAGCAAAGACAGUUAGACUAACUAACUAACUACCACGACUGGUAAGAACAAUCGAAUUAUGUCAAAAAAGGUCAUACAUGUAAUGUAACAUUGUGAACUUGGCAUAGAAGCUGAGGGGGUAAGUUCGGGUAAUUCGGAAUCUGUGCAGUUGCAGUUCGAUUUGUCGAAACAGCUACCUGCAAUUUGUAAACAAUUUUCAUUUGAACAUCAAGAUUACAUUGUAAGAACACAAAUAUUUUGUCUUGGAAAGUGUCUGCUGUCGUAAAUCAAA